AGCACGAAUAUGACAGUAGUGACUACACGCCACGUGAUAGCGACAGUGAGAGCGAGACGGAAUCCGGCGACAGCAUCACCAACGAUAAAGAUCGGCCCAAGAAGGUCCGAAACGGUCCUAAAAUAGAACGAAGAGACACCAAACGAUCCGCUCCCCUUCCUGGUAGCCCUCCACCGGCCGAUCUCCCCAGUCCCACAACUUCGGAUGACGACACUGGUGAUGAGGAUUCGGUUAUUGCAAAUAACAAACAUGAGCAGGAGAAUAUCCCAACGACAGAUACUCGAGAUACCGUUAAUGAAGCGGAAGAGGUACGCAACGAUUGCAAAUUCGGCAGAGAAACGGUUAUAAAGCGAGAUGGAGAUGCUACUGAUACGAACGUUGAUAUCGAUGCAAGAUCCUGUAUGAACAGUAAAACAUCACUACAGAUGAUGCAAAGCGACUCCUACGAUGCCAAUACUUCGAUACUCGCUUCCCCACCGAGUCUGACACCACCACAUCCCGGGCUGAGUCCAUUGGCUCGAGUCGACGAUAACAAGGACUCAAAAUCACGGCCUACUUUAUCUGACGGAGGGCCCGCAACCCAGCACCAACCAAAGCCACACAUGAAAUCACAAACAACGGAUCCUACUUCUUUACUCAAGACUACAUUGAUCAAAGAUAUCAGUGGGAAGGAAAGUGCAAAUAGUAUGAAUAGUAUGAACGGCACCGAGAGUACAGGAAUAUUGAAAGCCGCGAGCCGUUCCAGCACAGAUAUUACUGCGGACGAGAUGCCGACUCAGAAGGGCACCGUUGAACGCACAAAGAGUGACCUGGAUGCCAAUAAUGGUCUAUACGACGAUGUAAUCAACCGGCUGAGCAAAAGUAGCUCACCUGUGGCUAAGCAACAACCCGCCGCAGUCGAAGGCGUUUCAUCGGAAAAUAGUGAACCUGAUAGACAAUUACUUACGACACCGGCAUCACCGAAAAUCUCACCGAGGCAUGGUACCAAAGAAGUUGCAAGCGUUGCAGAUGAUGAUGAAUUUAAGAACAUAGGCGAUGACAGCGAGAGCAAAAGUCUGAGCAGUGCCGUAUCUCUGUAUGACGAGACCCACGGCAGUAGCACCAACAUGAACGCUUUGGAGCUUGAAAGUUUUGGAGAUUCAGUACGAAUGAUUGAACAAGAACUGGCCGAAGCUCAGGGAUGGGCUAUUAAACAGGACAAGUUGUCACCAAAACCUCCCAUGCUCAAGAAAAAGGAGGGUUCGAUUUUGGACAUGACGGAAAUGCUCAGUAUUCCACCCCCUGCAGGAGUGAAUAGUUCUGAACCCAAGCCAUUGACUUUUCUGUACUCGGAUUCGGUGGGCAGUGGUAAAAGUACUGCUUCUAGCACACACUGUCAAGCAAGUGUCAAAGAGAGAUCGGGUAAGAAACUCAACGCCACGACGUUUGGUACGAGGUUAUCAAUACUUUCCAACCACUCGAGGACAUCGCAGAAGUCAAACCACAGCACUAGAUCACCGGCCUCGAUGAAUUCGUCCACGAAUUCAAUUCUGAGUGGCGACAGUGGGCAUUACAAUUUGUCUUUCAGUCCCACCACGUACAGUGUCAAGUCGCUUGACGGACCGACUGCCGGUACCGACAAACGCGCGGGCAGUGUACUCAGUCUGGAAGCCUUUCUUAGUUUACAUCCAGAUAAUACAGAGAUUGCAUCGGUACCGGAACUGCGCAACUACGAAUUGUUACCAGAAGACAGCGAAGAGGAAGACGGGGAAUUCAGUAUAUUCGACGCUCUGAGCGAAUUACCUCCUCCUGUAGACUACAUUCCACCCAAACGGUUAUCCACCGUCGAGUCAAUGACAUCGCAAGAGAGCGGGGCAUUUAUCUUGAAAAGAACACGUGGAUCAGGCUCCGUCUUCAGUUUAGGCAGCGAAGGCGAAGAAUCAGACACAGCUACGUUGCUUCAGGUGAGUGUGAUGCAGUAG
Sphaeroforma arctica JP610 is the source of this 1961-nucleotide messenger RNA. RefSeq lists its product as hypothetical. The record is from RefSeq and is a predicted model, not a curated record. Lineage: Eukaryota; Ichthyosporea; Ichthyophonida. The transcript is spliced from 5 exons. The annotation marks the transcript as partial.